AUGGCAAUGAAAAUAAAACUGAAAAAAAAAAAAAAAAAAUUUUGUGCGAAAACCGAGAGCAAAAAGAAGAAUCCAAACAUUGCGUUUUUUGCGAAGAUCAUCUUCGAUAUCAUCUCGCUCCAUUACACACACUAUCAGAGUUCAAGAAUUAUUAUGCCGUUGACUUGUCCACUAUGCCAAACUGAAUUAAGGUUGCAUUUACUUCAACCUGAAUUAUCUAUUAUAUCAUGCCCUUCACUAACGUGUAUUUAUCCAUUUAAUCUAUCUGUUGAUGAGAUUCAUAGCAAGAGCCUACUAGUUCCAAUGACGAAUGAUGACAUUAUGAAUAAGAUGAAACAAAAAUUCAAAAAUACAACAAACAUCACAGAAGAUACGAGUCGAUUCAUAGCAGGUGAGGAAAGCUAA
This is a messenger RNA of Candida dubliniensis CD36, 405 nucleotides long. RefSeq lists its product as uncharacterized. The record is from RefSeq and is a predicted model, not a curated record. The transcript has a single exon. Bases 1 to 405 code for a protein of 134 amino acids. NCBI's taxonomy places the organism in Eukaryota, Fungi, Ascomycota, Pichiomycetes, Serinales, Debaryomycetaceae.